Molecule: messenger RNA, 2054 nt
Organism: Herpailurus yagouaroundi (jaguarundi)
Lineage: Eukaryota; Metazoa; Chordata; Mammalia; Carnivora; Felidae
Gene: VRK3
Product: VRK serine/threonine kinase 3
Exons: 15
Coding region: 321-1682 (453 amino acids)
Biological process (GO): protein phosphorylation
Molecular function (GO): ATP binding; protein kinase activity
Source: RefSeq, a predicted model, not a curated record
AAACCCUCCAAAAGAGGGUGGAAUGGGGGUGGGCGAUGAGGAAAUAAUCCCUCCCGGUCACUGCCCGAGGGCAGUCCGGAGGCCAGCAGCGCCUGCGCGGGCGCUGUCCUUCCUCGGGUCGAGGAUGCGCGCGCAGCGCUCUCCGCCUCCCGGAAGUUUACGCGGGACAACUAAGAAGGUGAGUCCUACUUCCGCGAAGGGUCGGAGAAUCUGGCCGCAGAUACCUGGCUCCCAACCCCGCUCACGAAGUCCAGAGGACUCUUCUAAGAUGGAGUUUCCAGCCCAGGGAAUCUGAAGGCCAGACUGUGACCCCAUUAAGCAUGAUCACUUUCUGUCCAAACUGUGGCAAAAAUAUCGAAGCGACAUUCAAAUUCUGCCCCUACUGUGGGAAACCUUUGCCUGUGGAGGAGCAUGAAGGGUGCCAGACCUUUGUCAGACCGCUUACGUCAUCCAUCCGAGGCUCAAAGAGAAAGAGGAACACCAGUUCUGAAAGCUCUUCCAAGAAAGUGAGAUGGUCUAGCACUGUCACCUCUUCCUCGUCAUCCGUCUUCUCUGAUGGUGACAGUUCUGGGUCUGAAGAUACCUUGAGACCCUGCGAGAGACCCAAAGGGUCCUGGAGCAGACCCCCAACCCCCAAAAGCAGCCCACAGGCGACCAGGCAAAGCCCUCAGACCCUGAAGCGGAGCCGGGUGACAACCUCGCUUGAGGCUUUGCCCACAGGGACGGUGGUGACAGACAAGAAUGGGCGAUACUGGAAACUGGGAUCCCUCCAGACCAGGGACAGCCAGGGCAUUCUCUAUAAAGCUGAGCCUGUCUCCACCUUCACCUGCAAGUCAAGUCCCCAGAAACAAAGAUUCUCGCUUAAACUAGAUGCCAAGGACGGGCGCUUGUUCAUUGAGCAGAACUUCUUCCAGCGGGCGGCCAAGCCUUUGCAAGUGCACAAGUGGAAGAAGCUGAACUCGACCCCCCUCCUGGCCAUCCCCACCUGUGUCGGUUUUGGCAUUCACCAGGACAGGUACAGGUUCUUGGUGUUUCCCACCCUGGGGAGGAGCCUUCAGUCGGUCCUGGAUGACAACCCAAAGCAUAUAAUGUCGGUGAGGUCUGUGUUCCAGAUGGCCUGCCGGCUGCUGGAUGCCCUGGAGUUCCUCCAUGAGAAUGAGUACGUCCAUGGAAAUGUGACAGCUGAGAACAUCUUUGUUAAUCCAGAGGACCUGAGCCAGGUGAUGCUGGGAGGCUAUGGUUUCACCUUCCGCUAUGCCCCCGGUGGCAAACACGUGGCCAAUGUGGAAGGCAGCAGGAGCCCACAUGAGGGGGACCUUGAGUUCAUUAGCCUUGACCUGCACAAGGGAUGUGGGCCCUUCCGCCGCAGCGACCUCCAGACCCUGGGCUACUGUUUGCUGAAGUGGCUGUACGGGAUCCUGCCAUGGACAAACUGCCUUCCCAACACCGAAAAGAUCAUGAAGCUGAAACAGAAGUUUCUUGACAACCCGGAGGCCCUCGUGGGACAGUGCAGUCGCUGGAUCAGUCCCUCAGAGACCCUGCAGGAGUACCUGAAGGUGGUGAUGGCCCUGAAGUAUGACGAGAAGCCGCCCUACACCAUGCUGAGGAACAAUCUAGAAGCCCUACUGCAGGAUCUGCGGCUGUCAGCCUACGACCCCCUGGACCUCCAGAUGAUACCAUAGAUCUUUCAACUCAUGGUUUGAAAUAGAAAAAAACCCAAACAAGAAAUGUGACUCAAGGCCUGCUGUAGUAUCAGAGAUAUGCUUCUAGAAAGAUCCCUUGACUGUGCAUGCCUGCUGCUUCUUUAAGCAUCACUAUGAAUCAGUCUUGAUUAGCAUCAGGGAACCCAGCAGUUAGGCUCCAGAUAAUGUGAAUUCCUCCUUUCGAUUGUCUCAUCCUUUCAGCCAUCGUCACCUACCAGCCUCUGGGGUUGUGGACAGAGAAGACCCCCAGCUCAUGGUCGGGGGUGAGCCAGCCCCCUCAGUCGGCACCCUUCCCGCUACUAUUGGCACUACCAUGAUUUGGUAAUAAAUUGUUUCGUUGGAGCUUGGAUA